Labrus mixtus (cuckoo wrasse) is the source of this 4453-nucleotide messenger RNA. It is a transcript of the gene heg1, whose product is annotated as heart development protein with EGF-like domains 1. Gene Ontology annotation, molecular function: calcium ion binding. The transcript is spliced from 14 exons. Bases 262 to 3249 code for a protein of 995 amino acids. The record is from RefSeq and is a predicted model, not a curated record. Lineage: Eukaryota; Metazoa; Chordata; Actinopteri; Labriformes; Labridae. Gene Ontology annotation, biological process: heart development.
UUGUAUGUGUGCAGGAGGAGGAGGAGGAGGAGCCCGGGCUCCACCGCUCUGAUAACACACUGCUGCCUCGUAUCUGUUAUCUUCCGUUCCCCGCCGUCCGGGCAGCGGACCUCCUCCGGACCUCGACCAGGAUUUAUUGAAUUCUUGUGAAACUUCAUUAAAAGCCGACGUGCUCCUCUAAUGGUUUCCCCGGGGAGACUCCCCGGCCACUACUCGACUUCACGGAAAAUAUCGGCCACCGGUUCUGGUUCUUAAAAAGUCAUGGAAACGUGGUUUUUGAAUCACGUCCUCGGUUUGUCUCUGUCGGUCCUCCUGGUGGGUCUACCGGGGCCCCUUGGUGGUGCAGGGACCCCCAGUAACAACAGCACGGACCCGGUUACGGCAGGAUUUUAUUUUUCAACCGGGGAGGAUGAACUCAGUAACGUGGAAAACAAUGCAACUUCAUCCUCCAGCGAGACUUUAUCACCAUCACAGAGGAACAUCCUGCUCACACACACUGCUCAAACACACACUGCUGCUGCUGCUGCUGCUGCUGCUGCUGCUGGAAGCUUCGACACUGAGCAGACGCAGACCUUCACAGACACAAGCAGUCAAUCACUGGAGCCCAUCGUUCUGUCUACUGAGCCCCUCACCUCCACCCUUGUUGUAGCUACCACUGAGGCCAGCAGCAGCAGCAGCAGCAGCAGGGACUGGAAAGACUCCACUAACACAGACCAGGCGCAAGACGCCUCCUCUGUUUGGUCCUGGGAGGACGCUCGAUCCAGGAUGUCUACAGAGGAGGACAGACUGCCCAGGGACAGUCCGGACACCACCCUCCGACUCGGCGACACCUCCACCACGCACACGGACAGCACCUUCACUUCAACCACCGUCGGCCGAGCUGGGGAGAGGACCUUGCUGUCUGUCACCUCCUCUUCCAGCAACAGCACCUCCUCUUUCUUUACAGAGGACGCCAACUCCGACAGGCCCGUCUCUACUUCUGUCUCUAAUUCUGCUGAAACAGAGGACUACACACGAAAUGAGCCAUCCACCAGGACUGGCAGUGAAGACACAACAGACCAGCACAUGACCCACACCGUCAGGGGGAGGUUUUUAGAGACUGGGAGCCCAGAGAGGCCCAGAGAUAUCCAGAGUUUUAACAGGCAACCCAAUAGCACCUGGCAUCAACAAAACUCGACAUCAGAGGACACCUCCGACUCAACGCCACCUCUCAUAGUGACAGAGCCCAGCACUGAGCAAUCAGAAGUGUCGGUUUCCUCCUCCACUCCACCUCUCACCUCACCAGCUGAGGGUCUCGCCAACAUUUCAGGGACAGAUCAGGAGUCGAGGUCAAGUGUCGAAACGUCCACUGAGUCCUCCACUGGAGCCCACAGCUCUACGGGCACUCAGAACCAGGAGGGAACUGAUGGGACAUCAUCCCAGACCAGAGAGCACAGUGUGAGCUGGGGUCUGACCACAGCGUCCCCCACUGUCACCAUCAGUACAUCGGAACUGGAUGACUCUCUGACAAAAACUCCAGCGCUGGUUACCGAGGUCUUCCUCACCACUGAACCUGUCACUGCCACAGAGAGAUCACAGAUAACAGAGGUAGACACUUUUGAAUCCACUGCUUCCACCUCCUCCUCCACCACCACCACUCCCACCCCUCCGCCCCCUGCUACCUCGUCCUUCAGGCUCCUAAGCACCACUAGCAGCUCUACUCCUCCAGAGUCAGCUACUGAGGCCACCAUCCCUCACACGAUACCCUCAACCACAGCCUCCACCCUGCAGACCUCUGCAGCACAUCCAACUCAACGCUUGUCCCCCAGCUACACCCAGGGGCCCUCGACUGGGGUCGCAAACCCCACCAACAUCACCAAACUGCAAGCAGAAACCAGCGCUGUCACUCUGGGAGCCACCACAGUCCAAAGACAACACAUCAGCCCCACCUACACCUCCAGCACACCAAGCAAGAGUACAGAGGCUGUGCAGACGAGCGGGAGGCGGGCAGGGGGUGGAGCUACAGAGCUGAUGGUGACAACAUCCCCAACUGGCUUCAGCACCACCAAGGAACCACUUCUACCAAGAAACCCUUGUGUCUCAAACCCAUGUAUGAACGGAGGGAUGUGUGUGAGCCAUAAAAGGCAUCAAUUCAGCUGCCUCUGUCAGCAGGCAUGGACAGGAGUCACCUGCAACCAGGAUGUGGAUGAGUGUGAAAGGGACCCCUGUCCUGUUGGGUCCAGAUGUUUGAACACGAGAGGUUCCUUCAGCUGUGAAUGUCCACUUGGCUUCGAUCUGGAGGACGGUCGCACCUGCACCAGAGCAAAGACAUUCCUGGGAACCUUCAGUAUAAACAGACCGCCGCAUGACCCUGUUGCUUUCAAGAGUGCCACCCUGCAUGAUAUCCAGAGAGAGAUCAUUCAGCUGCUCAAUGCGUCGUUGUCAGUCCUCCGAGGAUACAGUCGCUCAACGCUGAGCAGGAAGGGUGACGACGGGGUUCGUAUCAUAGCUGUCAACAUGUUUUCCAUUUCCACCGAAGUGACGAGUGCAGAGGUCUACAACAGCAUCCAGAUGUUUCUCAGCAACUGCAGCUCCUCUUUGGCCCACUGCCAGAUGGUGCUGCACCACCAGCUCACUUAUCACCAGGACAGUCUGUGUGUGGCCCAGAAGACUCAGUGUGAUGAAGAGCGCUCUUCAUGCGCAGACAACAGCGGCACGGCCUUCUGCCAGUGUCUGCCAGGAUACUACAAACACAACCCUGAAGACCUGUCCUGCUUAGAAUGUGGGGAUGGCUACAAACUGGAAAAUGGCACCUGUGUUCCGUGCAAGUUUGGAUUUGGAGGAUUCAAUUGUGGAAAUUUCUACAAGCUGAUUGCAGUCGUGGUGUCACCUGCAGGUGGCGCUCUGCUCCUCAUCCUCUUCAUCGCCCUUAUUGUCACCUGUUGCAAAAAAGACAAGAAUGACAUCAACAAGAUCAUCUUCAAGAGCGGAGACAUGCAGAUGUCCCCGUAUGCAGACUUCCCGAAGAGUAACCGCAUAUCGAUGGAGUGGGGGAGGGAAACCAUAGAGAUGCAGGAGAACGGCAGCACCAAGAACCUUCUACAGAUGACUGACAUUUACUACUCUCCUGCACUGCGUAACUCAGACCUGGAGAGAAACGGACUGUACCCGUUUACCGGUCUACCAGGCUCUCGCCACUCAUGCAUAUAUCCAGCCCAGUGGAACCCCUCCUUUAUCAGUGAUGAUUCACGAAGAAGAGACUACUUUUAACAGCCCCACCUUUAAUACACAAACACACACACAUAGAAACUCCCCAUCCAUUCUCCUAGCUAUAAUGAUGUGUCAUGAUGGGGGUCUUUCACAGCUUAAAUGCUAAUACAUUAGUACCACUGUUUUUUUUUGUUGGAGAGAACAUUUGACCAUCUCCGUUCAUGAUGCUACUGUGUGUGUGUGUGUGUGGGGGUGUGUGUGUGUGUGUCUGCACAUACAUGAACUUGCACAUUUUUGCAAGUGAAAUGUUUCCUCAGAGUGCUCCUGUGGGACCACUUCAGUGUUUUUGCAUGUUUUAGCUCAUUUACUCAAACACACACAUUACAAGCUGCUGGGAUGUUGAAGACUGCUGUGUUUUUCAGCCUGCCAGGCAGUCACCGAUUCCCAUUUACUUCAAUGCGUGAUGAAAAGCAAUUUGCAGAUGCUUUAAAUGAGUCUGAGGUCGUUGAUCCGUGACAGUAAACAUCAUAUCUGUCAUAUCAUAAAUGAUGUUGUUGCCGCCUGGUAAUGCAAUGCCUAAAAAAAAAUGUGCACUGCACAUUAAUGAAGGCAGAUGUGAUGCUUAUUGUGCCCAUAAAUAAAUGAGAGUUAUUGACUUGCCGAGGUUUGGGGGGAAAAAAACGCUUUUGAAUCAGUAGUUAAGCACGUCAAAACAUUGAAAUGGUCCUUUCAUUUCUGAACUUUAAAUGUGUGUGUCACUGUUGUGAUUUAAAAACAUAAAAUAUUGAGGGAAAAAGACUUUUAACGGACCACUGACUGACACCCAAAGAACUGAUAUUUUUGCCAAUAGAAACUGAGGAAGGACUUUGAAUCCCGAUGCCAACGUUUAUUUAUUCCCUAAAUGUCUAAAUGGUUGACAUGUAGCAUGAUAGACAUCUCAUAAAUACACACUGACAAACUGUACAUGGAUGAACCUGUGGCUUUAAAUGCACGAGUGUGUGUGUGUGCGAGAGAGAGAGGGGGAGUGUGUGUUAGUGUUAUUGAGCUGUGCCUUUGUGUGUGUGUGUGUGUGUGUGUGUGAAGUAAUAGUGUGUAUACAAGAAGAAUCAUACUGUUAAUGAAUGUAAAGAUGUAUCAUAAUUAGUAUAUUAUUUCUUACAUGGAGUAUUAUUUUUGUGUGACUAUUUUUUAUGUGUUUAUAUGAUUCAGUUCACUCUGGCGUUUUAGUCAGAAGCGCUUAUUUAAAUAAAAGAAAUGCACAGAA